AUGGUGGACAGCUGUGCUGGCGGGUGGGGAGGCGAUGCCGCGUUUUCGCUGAAGUAUUUCAAGGUUGACGAGACAACCGAUGGAGAGCCUCCAAAAUUCGUUUUAUGACUUGAGGAAGUAUCCAUCGUCCCCAGCAAGCAUCUUGGCCUUCCUGUUUGUGACAGUACACCAAGAUGCUCACCGCGAUGGACUUCUGCAAGUUCUAAAAGUUGGAGCACCCAAAGACACGAAAUACCUACGCCUACCUGCUGCAGACGGGAAUACUGGAGCGGUACAACUCAUUGCUCUACAUUGUAGUAGUAACCCUAACAACUGGGGGAAUAGCCGGGCUAUUCUUGUUUUUGGUUCUAACUUCUAAGAAGGACUUCUAAAUAUAGAGAAAGUAUUCUUUUAAGCUGUUCAUCUUCGCGCACUUUAAUAUCCAUAUGUUCAACAGUUUACUAUGUAUAUGUAGAUGCAUUAAGAAGAAUCAAAAGAAUUAAUGCUGUUGAGCAAUAGUAUCUCGCUUAAGCUAAGACGAGAACCGACUUUCAUUUUUCUGCAUUUUUACGGCACGGAGUAGGGCCUGUUUUUCAUGAAAAUCAAUGGCCUAAAAAUUGGCCGCGGCGGGCUCAGUCCUGCUGCUUUUUAUUUCAAUGGGAUCCGACAAAGAGAGGCGACGGAGGAUAGCGGCAAAGGCUCUGGCGUAGAAUGGCGCUACCAUCUCCAUCUCGGGCCUGUCUCUCGUCUUCGUCUUGCCUCCAUCGGGAAUAUCACGCACAACGAAAACAGAGGAAGAAACAAGGAAGGGCGGCCGGCCUUGUGGAUGCGCGGACUGUCUAUUCCUUGCGCUUUAUAGCUAUACCCGCGCACACACUCACAGAGGCAGGCAGCAUAGAUUGCGAGACGUGCGGGAGAUUGUGCGUGAAGAUACGCGCAGCGCAGGCCUCGCGCGCGGCGUGCCUUGUGAGUCUUCCCCUUCGUUCUUUUGUUAUUCGGCAGCCGCUUCCCCGAUGCUCCCAGCCAUCUUCACACUGGCGCCCUUUUCUUUUCUCGCCGAGGCCGCCGACGUAUGCUCUGCGCUGGAUGGUCUUUGGCCUUCAGCUUCGUCGCUGUAUGCGCGCGGCUCGUUGCUGGCCUUUGAAAGUCACAAGAGAGGCGGGAGAAGUGCCCCGCACCCUUCCGCCUAGGCUCGCUUGCUGUCCCUCACGUGAUCAGAUGCGCCCCAGGCAAAUGACACUCCACGACAGCCACCAUCACUGGGGCGCGGCUUUUCUCUCUCGAGGGGGAUCGGCCACCAAGGGCAACGAACUGGCGCCGCCGUCGGCUUGCGUGUGGACAGCUUAGAUGAAUAGUGGCGCCCACGCGCGGAGAAUUAUUCAGGGGCUUGUGGGGCUCCCAGUGACUCGCCUCAAGGCCGCCACACGUCUGACCGACAGGCCACUGGCUGCCUGGCGUGGAACUGACGGGGGCUGGCGCAAAUGAGUAAGAGAACACACAAACACGCGCCGCCGGCCCGCCGAGCAAAGCAUGCAACAAGCCAACAGAGCAGAGGCAGGGGGCUUACCAAAUGAAAGGCGCGCGCCGCGGUGGUUCUGCGUUCUUGAUGUCGUGGCUCUUCCCUCGCAGUGGGUUGCUUCUUCCUUUGGCUGGUUGUGAGGGAGUGUUCCUUCCCACUUGUCGCCCCUGCAAGAAAAGAAGCCAUCAAAGGCGCGCGCCGCCUUGUGUGCAGCCGGGCGUGCGACGUGUAGGGUAUUCCAUUCCAUUCAAUGCCCUCCCGCGGCGUUUAGGCUUGAGAGUUAGUAGAACGAAGGAACGGUCGCCGGCCACUCGACCGGUGGGCGGGUGGGCUAGGGGAGUUGCAGCAUGCCCCGGAAAAAUUGCCCACAGCAUCGCAUGCAUGGAAGUCAUGUCAUCACGCCAGCCAACUGCAGCUACACAAAGUGAACGAAAAAGCCACCCAAUGCCAGGCUGGCCGCGUUGUCUGAGACAGAUGGCCCCGCGGCUUGUUAUUGAUGCCCCUACCUAGCGAGGGCGGUGCGUGUGGUUUUUUUUUCCCUCCUAGUGGCUUCGGUCUUGUCUGGUGUCUUGGUUCUUCUUCACUUCGCGUUGCCCCAAGCUCAGGUAGUCUCACUUUGCAAGCGAUCCCGUCUCCGUUUCCCUUGCCUCAAAUCUGAGACAGGGGCUCGCGCUGGGCUUUGCUCCUUCCCGGUGGGUUCGCUUUGGCGGCGCUUUUGUCGCGCCCAUGCGCCCUAGGCCUCGCUCAUGCACCAACAGUCAGCCUCGCCCCCCCUGGCUUUCUUCUGUGUUCUUCUUUUGUGUCGUUUGCCUUUCCCCUCAGACGUCCGUGACGUGUGUGGGGGUGGGCUAGCUUUUUCUUCUGGCUCAUUCUGAUCUGUAGUUACCCUUCCGUGUCAUAGCCUUGGCCAAGGUUCUUUGACUGACACGAGACAGAAAAGGCGCGCCCAAUAGAGAAACCUGACACACCGCAGCGCAGGGAAGCCGUCAUCCUUGCGCUAGCUUGUGACAGUGAGCGCUAUGUAUAUAUGUUCCAGGGCUCAGUGCGGGAGGCCCGCCCCCCCCCCGAUCUAACUUUUUGAGGGGGGGGGCCUCCCCGCACCGGUCCCUCUUUUCGAGGGGCCGCCGGGCGGGAAGGCCUCAAAGCGCCCACUUCUGACCCCUUCCCGCUUCUUGCAUGUACCCGACAGACCUGGCAAAGGUGGCAAAGGCUGGGCCCUCUUGUCGUGUUGUGUGUACCUGACAGAGCUGGCAGAGGAGGCAAGGCGGGACCCACCCCCUUGGCGUGCUGCAUGUACCCGACAGACCUGGCAAAGGUGGCAAGGCUGGAGCCCUCUGGCGUGUUGCAUGUGCCCAACCUUACGCCAAGGGGGUGGGUUCUUGCCUUGCCUCGUCUGCCAGUCUGUAGGGUACAGGCAAGAAGCGGGAAGGGUUCAGAAGUGGGCGCUUUGAGGCCUUCCCGCCCGGCAGCUUCUCGACAGACCUGGCAAAGGUGGCAAGGCUGGACCUCUCUGGCGUGGUCCACCCCAGAUCCAUCCACACGGGGGGGGCCUCCCUCCUUGGUGCAUAUAUUUAUAAUACUCAUCUUCGUCCUCUUAAUUGUUGCCAUGGUCAAUCUGCAGCCGAGAUAAUUUUGAAUACUCUUCCUUCGUCGAAAAAUUAAAAUAUAAAUAAAAAAGACCACAACUUCCAAGAUGAAGACGCUCAAUUAUCGAUCUUCGACGUUCGCUUUGAUAAUCAUGAAGACGGCGUUCACCUUCUAGAGGUCGUGUCUUGCAAUUAUACUACAACUCCCGGCGCACCAUCUGCUACAGACAUCUUUCAUGAUCUUUGCAAUCUCACUAUGUAUAUUUAUUUGUUGAUAUUCUAAGGUCUACAUCAGGCAGCUUAUACUACUCCUGCAACUACUAGUACGCUUCCUCCUCUCACUCCACAGGAGUACGACGAGACGGUAAAGGAUGACUGCGGUGACGAUGCCACUGUUGUGCCGAAAGAGGGUGGAAAGGCCUAUCGCUUCGCUACCAUGGAGCAUGCUUGUAUCACGUUCACUUCGCAGACCGAAUUAGUACAACCUUUAUUAUAUUUUCAAAUUUUUUAUUUCACUGGUUGGCUUUUUCGACUAUCUAAGGUUAACGAUGUUAUUUUCAAAUCUAAGUUUUGAUCAACAAAUUACACUACCGCUUCCAAUGGUUGUACCAUCUACUUGUUCGUGUUAAAUUACUUUAUUCAACAUAUCUUGUUCUUCUAGAGGAUAGACUGCCUGUUGAUAUUCGUAGUAGUCCAUGUUCUCCGAUAUUUUCUUUCACCUGCUUCAAGGCUUGUUAAUAUCUUGUAGGAGUAGAAGGUCCUCAUGAUUCAUCUUCCAGGGGUUACUGUUCUACUUCUUACUUUGACCGACAGAGGAGCAGGACGCUCACGACUGAGCAGGACGCUCACGACUUUUAAUUCUUGAACAUAGAUCAAUGACUUCUGAUGUUCUUCCUUACCACGAUCGAUUAUCCUACUAAAAAAGCAAUGUAAAUUAUACAUUCAACAGAAUUCCGACAAGCUGGCUCUGGUGAUGAAACAGCUGGAUGAGAUUACGGCGCGAUUGCCUCCUCCUAGAAAAAGAAGAACAAAUAACUCUCCAAAACCUACCUCUUGUCAGGCAUAUGAUCAAUCAAUCAAUCAAUCAAUCAAUCAAUUAAUUCUUGUAUCUUCAACAAUCAUCAACAAAUCCUGUUGUUGAUGAGCGUUUUAACAAUCUGUCUCAGAGGGUCUAGUACGACACGCCUCUUGAAGCUCCUGUAACCUGAAUCCGCACUCCCUCUUGGUCUGAAUUUUAAGCCUCAAUGUGAAGAUGGUGAUGAAGAUGUUGUGCUGGUAAGUCCAACGUACUAGCUAUCACUCUACGUAUAUAAUAAAGCCGGAGAAUACAGCAGGCUACCCCUGUGGAGGGUCGUGAUUCGACUCCGAUCCUAUUCUUUCUUAUCCUACGGUCUCUCACCCCCGUGAAACUACAAGGUGAGCCAACAAGACCUGCCAUUCUGUCUUAUCCUAUCCUAUCUCUCUUCUAAGACAAGCGGCAAACCUUUGAAGAGCACCAAGCAACCAGGUGAAUCUGAAGAGGAUGAGGCGGCCGAACAGGAGGGCUCGGAUCCAAUCGUGGAAAAGCAUUAAGGAAUAAGAGCACACUUCUAGGUCGUAUACUCUUUUAUCAUUACUACACCCUUCACGUUCACUCCAUGAAUUUUGAGUGUCAUCUGCUCUUUCGUCUUAUCAUGGAGCUUUUAUUACACUUAUGUCCCUCUCCAUCCGCACCCAUCCUACCCCCGACGACGUCACGAUGAUAAUUUCUACCUCGUUCGCUGGUGGAUUAGUUUGUCUUUGAUUUCAUACUUCUUGUGCCCGGUAGUUGAUUUUCUUCGUUCCUAGUUUUCCUAAUAGAAGGGGUCCACUGGAGCAAACUAUUAGAACCACCUCUACCACAUUGAUUUUGAUGAUCGGAGUCAUCUGAGGACGACCUCUAAAAAAGAAUGGCGACGGUUGGAUUCUAUCGUGGUGUGAGCGGCAACUGGCGCAAAGCCAAAUGGGUACUUACUUAGACUUACCAGUUUAUUUGGUAUUUACUCUAUAAAUCAGUGCUGCUGAGUAUUUGUUGUACUAGAUGAUCAUGCGGCGCCCCCUCUGCGGCCGCGUUCGUUCAUCUGGCAUGUGAGAUGGUCCCCUUCCUAUCUUGUUCUCCUUAAACCCGUCUUCCCCUGACCUGGGCUUUGUUUCUUUGUUUGAUGUUUGUUUGUUUGUUUGUUCUCAUCUUGGGGGAAGUUCCCUAGAUAUACUCCCCGUCGAACAUUCUGAGGGGUGAAGCCCGCGAAGGGUUUAGACAUCGGGAAAGGCUUCCACCUAGCUCGCGUGCCUUAUAAUUCCCCUGACGCUGUUGGGCGUUCGCGCUUGCCUCGCAGGCUUUGGGCCGCAGGCGCUGCAAGCGGCAAGAUGACAGACCGCGGCGCGGCUGCGUCUUGGCUUAGCCUUUGUGCUUCGUCUGCUCUUCGUUGUCGUCUCUCUUUCCGAGCUGUUUGCUUCAGGCUUUUCGCGUUCCGCUUAUGGUCGCAGAUCUGCCCUCCUUGAUCUCGCCCACUCACCGGCUGGAUUCUCGCGGGGCUCUGUUUGGAUUGCUAGACAGUUUCUCCCCCCGCCAACCUCGCACAGGCUUGAGGAUGUGUUAAAAAGCAUCAUAGAGCUACACCACUCUGGCUGUGCUUUCUUCUCGGUUGUUCGUGUGUCCGUGUCUGUGGGUUGGCGUAGCUGUUUCUAUGCUUCUUUAGCCUAAGGGCUAUGGACUGGAGUGGGCCUGGUCCAGCGAUGGCUGGAUUCUACGGCAGGGGGCUGAGUCUUGGCUCGCUGGUGACGCUUCGCAAUUCUUUGGGACCUGUCAUAGGUGUCCAUAGGAUUAGGAAGGCGCCCUGCGGCUCGCAAGGACGGGCGUUGCCCUUUUCGUUCUCGGGUGUGCUUCCAAUUCUGUUGCCUUACGUGGCAUGCCUUUUCUUUCCUCUGGCUUUGUGCGUUCGGUCUUGAACGCAGACUGCCUGGCAGCAUGCUGGCCCCGCACGCUGUGAGACUAGCAACAAAGCUAGCACGGCUGCGCCCCUUCAUGGCGUGUGUCGUGUCUUUGUGUUGCUAGCGGCGAACAAGUUUUCUCAGCUGUGCUAGAAGGGCUUUCUAGGGCCGUCGCGCUCUUUUCUGCGUUUCUUAUUUAUGUUACCUGCCUCACCUUAUCUGCUGGGCUGUUCAAUACGCUCCGCUUCGAUCGGGGGCAUGCUGUUGUUUAAUUAUUUAGCAACGCUCCCAAAAAGGUUGUGCGUUUGCGUUUAUUCUUAUUGCCCCCUUGGCGCCUAGAGUUCUUUCUGCGUGCCUCAUCAUUCAUCGUCACCACCCUCAUCACCAUCGCCAUCAUCAUCUUUAUCAUUAUCAUCACCACCAUCAUCACCAUAGCCGUUGGCCGAUCAUCGUCACCACCAUCGCCAUCACCAUCUUUAUCACUAUGAUCACCACCAUCAUCACCAUAGCCGUUGGCCGAUCAUCGUCACCACCAUCGCCAUCACCAUCUUUAUCACUAUCAUCACCACCAUCAUCACCAUAGCCGUUGGCCGAUCAUCGUCACCGCCAUCGCCAUCAUCAUCUUUAUCAUUAUCAUCACCUUCGCCACCGUCAUCGCCAUAGCCGUUGGCCGAUCAUCGUCACCACCAUCAUCACCAUAGCCGUUGGCCGUGCUAUCUCCUUCAAGUCCCACUGGUGCUUGAUGAAUAUCAUAGCCGACGCCCGUGAUGAGCCACACCUCCAUCCACCUAUUUCUCUUUCCACAUGGUUAAUUAUGGAUGUGGCUUAUUUUCUUCUUUCUCCCAUUUAGCAGACCAUGAUCGAUCUGGGCUGCCCUUUUUCCCCUUGCACGUGCAUAGGUGAAAGGGGGGCCUGCGCGAUGGUUAGAGGGGAGAAAAAGCAACAUUCAUCAACAUAGUGAUCAUGUCGAAACUUGUUGACAUGCGAGGACACUUGACAAGGCUCUGCUAUAGUACAUCGAAAGGUGAAUAGUACGAUCCUGAUCCUCUCAGACAGAAAAUGAAUAUAACGUCGCACUUUUAAUUUACUCGUCAGGUUGCUGUUGCGUUGGGUGGGGCGGCCACAAUUGGAGCGGCUGGGACUGUUGGCGUGUACGUUGCGGCGGCUGGGGCAGUGGCUGGGGCAGGGGCAGCGGCUGGCGCCGUCGCAUCGUCUAUUUUCAAUCCCCUCGGAGGCACACUACUUUAUGGCACGACAUUAUUUCUUGCGUUAAAGGGGCAUGCGCAUAUUAACACUCAGGCCACCCGUCUAGCAGCCCCAGAAUACAAAAAAAGCAAACAAGACUCCGCGAAACCUGAAAUCUGAAUGUCUCUUGUCUGUGCUGUGUCUUGCUUCUAGAGAGAUCUUCUCAAAGCAAGAACCUAACCUCACCUCAAGCUGUUCUAACUCCUAGCGGCGUUUAGCUUUGGCACUGCUGGAAGCACUGCAGGCGCUGCUGCUGUGGUUGGAGGCCUUACCAUGAAUUCGGGUAUUGUCGCAGGUGCUUACGCUAAGGCCAGCACAUGAUCACUAUUUCACUUGCUUUCGUGAAGGUGCGACUGAGCAGGGGGAGAAAAUGAAGAUCUAAAUCAAAUCACUGCUCCUGCUCUUCCUGAUCCUGGCGAACAACAUUAACCCCCUGCUCUAGGAUUAUAGUAUACUUGGGUAAAACCCCGCUAGGAUUCAGCUGAUUGCCUCGUUUCUAAGAGUGCUGGUGUUGCAAGUGGUCUCGGUCUGACCAAGUUGGCGUCAAUCUGGAAUGCACGCAGUACUUCGACUUUAUGGCCACUAUAAUGAUGCUGAAGCCUGUUUCACUCUCUCAAUAGUCGUGUCGUCCAUCUAUGAAAGCCUCCAAAACUUUUUCCGAGCACGGACGACUUCUAAAUAGUAGCGCAGUUUUUGAUUUUGAUUAAUAGUUUCUACUUCUGCUACUUCUCUACGCGAAUGAGUGCACUUCUCUAAUAUGAAAGCCUCAGCUUGCCACUCAGGCGUACGCAUUUAAGCCGAAAGGUUCCCCCUGUGUGGUUCGCGUUGUCGGCGGGAACUGGCUCUCCAGGAAGGCUAAAGGGUUGAUCGGUAGCAAGGGAAAUUAUGCGUUAACCACUAAUGAAUGGAGGUAGAUGUUCUUCUUGAUGCAUCAACUACUAUUGCUGCAUGCGACAAGUACUACAAUGUAUUACCGCACGCUACAAGUACAAGCAUUAACUACGGUACAACUAAUUAAUACUACAAAAAACUGGUACUGGCGGUAGAAGUAGAAGUAGAAUUACUCUACCCCACUUGGCGAACAACAUUCCUGGAAUUGAAAAACCUGAUUUGGAUCAGAAGGGAAAACGAGAAGAGAAUCCUUGUGAUCAAAUUCAGGUUACCAAAUAAUGAAUACAAUAGAGAAGGGUAGUUCUUCUUGCUCUACUUGCAUCAACUCUAUGCACUACUUGCACAACAACAGCUGGCUCUUAUCAAGAAUAGCUGGAAUUCCAAAGAAAAAGUUCGUCAGCUACAAAAAUAUCUUCGUCCAACAUGUUGUGAAUGUAGAUUAUAGUAGUACAAAUAGUAGAGACCAUGACGACCAGUACGUAGAAGAUGACGUCCCAUUUACGUAUGAUGUUGGGACGAAGAUCAUCAGCUCCUCUGGUCCUCAUCUCCUCUAAAACAAAACGCACAGGGGAAAGUGCAUGCCGAUGAAGUUAUGAGAACUACCUGACCAUACAUUCGUGAAACAACAAUUAAAGUCCUCUAGAGCCUACUAGACUAGGCGCGAUCGCAACAUUCAACAACAAUUAAAGUCCUCUAGAGUCUACUAGACUAGGUGCGGCGGGUAGGUAAAUAAGUGAAUGAGUGAGUGACUGAAGAGUGAUCAGUACCGCCCCCGCCCUCAGCGCUCACCUCGAUCUCAGCACGACCGACCCCACAGUGGUCCUACGAUCUAAGCAUGACCUGAACCUGAUCGUGAGUUUGUGUGCUAGCAAGUGAUACAUUUAUCUAGUGUAUGAUGCAGCUACUCAUUGAGAGCGAAGAAAUGGGAACAACGUCGUUCCUAAGUAAGAAGACAAGAAAGGAGGAGCGACGUUCCCCUAUUCUCCAUGAGUCCUACUCCUACUCCUUACUUCAGUACUCCUAUGACCUCAUAGUGGUCCUACGACCUUAGCCUUACGGGUCCUUACUUCAUAGUGCUUGGAAGACCCCGGCAAACCCGAGGAACAGGUCACUGUCAUGUCGUGCCAACCUGAUGUUCAAGCACCCGGCGCCGGCAGGUAAGCACAAUACUCUUUCCGGGAGGGGGAGCUAAAGCAACUGACUUAAGGCUCAAGAGUAUUACUUACUCGAAAACUCAAAAUAACCGAGUUGUUGCUGACUGAAAUAAGGGAGGUAGCUAGCUUUGACAUCAAGGCUACUCUUCCUGCUCAUCAGUAUCUCGGUUAUUCUGAUCAGUUACUUGCUUAGUUCAGUUUUUCGAAUAAGUCAAAUUUCAUCUACGCGUGGUCAUUCGUUCCCACUUAUUGCUUUGAGCUCUAUUAAUUCACUAGACUAGUACAUUGUGAUUGUACGUUAAGUUACUUCAAUUGUAAUAUUACAUCUACUUAUUAAGAGAAACAUUGAAUCUAAUGAUCCGUCUACUCUUUCCCUCAGGCUCAUCUUAAGAGAAAGGCCCCUUUGUAACAAGUAGGUGGGUACAUAGUAUUUCUAGGGCCGUUUAGACUUGUCCCAGGUUUAGAAUCAGUGACCAAGAAUGGCUUCUGCCUCUAAGAAGGGGAAGAUGACUGUAAGGCGCAGGAAGCAGUCUUUACAGUGUAAGGAGCGGAGAAGGUUUGGGUUGGGCAAGGAUGAGAAAGAAUCAUGGAUGUGGAAUGGUAAGGGGGAGGUGGAGGUUCCUCAGGGUUGCUGGUACCAACGGGGUGAGAUGCAUAAGGGAGGUCUAAAGGGGUGAGAUGCAUAAGGGGUAUGUAAGAAUGUUCAGAGUAAGUAGUAGCUGGCCUGGGAUCAUUAGGAAGACCAUAACUAAUCACUCAAUCACGAAGGGAAGCAGGAUGAUAGUCAUCAAGGGGUGGGUCGUGUGACUGAUCGUCAUGAAUGAUAGUCGUGAAUGAUCGCCUUCGCCAUGCUAUUCCUUGCUAAGCAUCUAUAAGUUAAGAGAAUUAAUAUUUGAUGUCUGACAAACAUUGUUUGCCGUAGUAACAAGUUAAAAAGGGCCGUGCUGUUGAGGUCGAUACAAGAGUCGAUACCAGUCAGAUGAUUCUCCAGUCAAGAUACAAGAGUCGAUACAAGAGUGCUGCUGAAGUCGAUGAUUCUCCAGUCACUCAGAGCUCUACAAUGUUGUGAGUAGAUGCACAACUUCAUCUAGAAGCAAGAUGGUGUGUGUAUGUAUGUACUUAUGUAUUUAAAGUGCUAGAAGAUGUAUUGAAAAAGUACUAGAUGAUCAUGUAGUUGUAUGAAAUAAGAGUCGUACUGAAUUAUAUUUUUAUUAAAACUGAUAGAGUACGUAGUUGUAGAGAAUAUCUUGCUAUUGUCAACAUGUUGAUCUGCAAGCCUCGUCUAUUAACAAUACUUGAGCCCCCGAGGUUUCUUGUUGUGAUAAAUCUUUUUCGAAGAAAAGAUGGGAAAUUCUUUGGACCACGGAGUCGAUUUCUUGAGUUUAUCUUCUUCUCGUUGUAGGUUUUCGUUUUUAUCAUCAUCACCGUGAGGCGAUCUCUUCAGGUGGUUCAAAACAGAAAAAUCAAUCACAUCAUAAUUUCUUUGAGAUUGGAAGGAUGUGGAGUUCCAAGUUGAUGAAGGCAUGAUAUAAAUACGAAGUGUGAAGUCUUAAAUGCUUAUGACGUCAUAAAAAUAGUUGUACACAUGAACAGAAUUCUUCUAAUCAAAAUAGAAAUUGUAGUUCGUAGCGCACUACUUCCAUUUGGAAUUUAUUAUUAUAGAUUUUCUUUCGAACAACAAGAUGCUCAUGUUCAUACACCGGUGUAGAUAUGCUGCAUCAAACAACGACAUAACUACGGCAGAAAAUUUUCCCUCCUCCUCUUUUUACCUUUUUUAUCUUCUUAGUAAAAGUAAAGCACUUACUCUUAUACCCCACGAGGUGGAAUGGGCGCACUGCUACCAGUUCGCAGAAAAUAAAGAAAGAAUGGCGCCAGUGAAAACAUAAUCUCUCAAGAUCUAUUGUUAGCUUAUGUCUCUACAACUUUUAGAGGAGGAGGAGGAGGCGAGAGAGGCCAAACAAAUGUCGUGAGAAAUAAUAUGUUGAUAGUUGC
Amoebophrya sp. A25 is the source of this 11315-nucleotide messenger RNA. Lineage: Eukaryota; Dinophyceae; Syndiniales; Amoebophryaceae. The record is from the annotation of a GenBank genome assembly.